Helianthus annuus (common sunflower) is the source of this 498-nucleotide messenger RNA. Its product is annotated as PTI1-like tyrosine-protein kinase At3g15890. The record is from RefSeq and is a predicted model, not a curated record. Gene Ontology annotation, biological process: protein autophosphorylation. Gene Ontology annotation, cellular component: plasmodesma; plasma membrane. NCBI's taxonomy places the organism in Eukaryota, Viridiplantae, Streptophyta, Magnoliopsida, Asterales, Asteraceae. Gene Ontology annotation, molecular function: transmembrane receptor protein tyrosine kinase activity; ATP binding. Bases 1 to 498 code for a protein of 165 amino acids. The transcript has a single exon.
AUGACGAGAUCUGAGCACCAAUCGGAUUCAGGCAAGUUUAUAACCCUGAUCUACCUAAGGUGUUUCAAUUUCCACUUACAAUUAUAUUUCAACAAGAAUGAGAAGAAGAACAAGAAGUCUGGAUCUUCCACCACCUCUAAACAACCAUCCACUCAUGUUCUGAAAAUUCCUGAAAUUAUGAAAGCAACGAAAGACUUGGAUGAAUCGUUACUGAUGCGGAGGGGAAGGUUCGGGGAUGUUUACUAUGGUGAACUUUUGCAUGGAUCAAUUCUUGUCCCUACUGCCAUCAAACGAUAUACGAGACGCGGGCCAACGGAUUCUUGGCCGGACGUUGAAAAGCAAGAUCUUUACGCUUUGCGACACCCGAAUUUGGUGUCCUUGAUUGGUUACCGUGAUGAUGACCGCUAUGAGAAAGAAACCAUUCUUGUGUAUGAAUAUAUUUCGAGUAGAAAAUCUCUUAAUGAUCACCUUCAUGUGCUCAGUACCCCUCUUCCCUAG